Messenger RNA from Sodiomyces alkalinus F11, 1428 nucleotides. RefSeq names its product 2OG-Fe(II) oxygenase superfamily protein. Bases 174 to 1214 code for a protein of 346 amino acids. The record is from RefSeq and is a predicted model, not a curated record. NCBI's taxonomy places the organism in Eukaryota, Fungi, Ascomycota, Sordariomycetes, Glomerellales, Plectosphaerellaceae. Gene Ontology annotation, molecular function: dioxygenase activity. The transcript is spliced from 4 exons.
GCUUAUGAAGACGAUGGCAUUUCGUUAAUUCUGUAUCCAAAUACCGGCGCAGUCAUCAGAUCUGCCAACGGAGAUAUAUUCUCCUUUCCAGUGCACUUUUAUACUACCUUGUAUAACGGCUCCCUGCUCAUACACAGUGCUUCCACAUCCAUCCCCUCCUCAGUACCGUCACCAUGCCCGACGCCAACAUUCCCAUCAUCGACAUCUCCAACUCGGGCACCGACGAAGCUUCGGUGGCCCGCCACCUCGUCGAUGCCGCAGUCGAGCAUGGCUUCAUCUAUAUCAGGAAUACGGGUGGCUUAAUAAAUCCAUCCGACAUCGGCGGUAUCUUUGACCUGUCCCGGAAGCUCUUCAAGGCACCUGUCGAGGAGAAAGCCGCAUGUAGCAUUCAGACAAACAACCGCGGCUGGUCUGGUAUGCACACCGAGACACUUGAUCCGAAGACACAGAAAAUCGGAGACUUCAAGGAAGCCUUCAACUUUGGCGAGUUCAGGGACGGAAAAGCUCAGCAACCCCUCCCCAAGACCAUCCAGCCAGACGAACCCCAGAUCAACGCCUUUCGAGAGCAAUGUCAUUCUCUCUGCCUUCGCCUCCUCGACCUCCUCGGUCUCGGUCUCGACGUCCACCCCCCGGACUUCUUCUCCAGCGCUCAUCUGACACGCCUGGGCGAGUCUGGCACCAUCCUCCGCUUUCUUCACUACCCCGAGGGUCCCUCGGCUGACACCGCACAAGUCCGGGCCGGCGCCCAUUCCGACUACGGCUCCGUCACCCUCCUCUUCCGUCUCCCCGGUCAGCCAGGCCUAGAGAUCCUCACCAGGGAAAACGAAUGGGCCCCCGUUCCCGUCUGCCCUCCCGGUACUGAGUCUGACCCGGCCCCGCCUAUUCUUAUCAACAUUGGCGAUCUCCUCAGCUAUUGGACCAACGGCUUGCUGCGGAGUACCGUACACCGCGUCGUCUUUUCCGACCAGUCCCAGGUCCAGGGCGAGACGGAUACCGGGCCGCGGUAUUCCAUUGCCUACUUCUGCCAUCCCCGCGGCACGGUCACCUUGGAUCCUGUUCCGAGUGAGAGGGUCCGAAAUUUCGUCCCAGACGCCGGGACCGGGGAUGCGAACCCUUACUCUGAGAGGAAAGUCUUAACGGCCGAUGAGCACUUACAAAUGCGCCUCAAAGCGAGCUAUCUCAGCUUGUACGAGAAGCAAGAGUUGCAAAAAUGAGACGGCAUGAAAUCGGAAAAAAAGAAACAAGAACGAGAAUUCUCCAUCGUCCAAUGACAGCUAUAAGCCACUGCCACUGCUCUCCCUCUUGCUUCGUCUAUCGGCAAUAUCGCAUGUGUUCUUCCUCCGUCCCACGACGCCAACUAUGCUAUGCAAAAGAUAUCUCCCACUCUAGGUAUACUCAAAUAAUAUCAUCAUCAUCAUUCGUCCUCCU